This is a messenger RNA of Onthophagus taurus, 1525 nucleotides long. RefSeq lists its product as uncharacterized. NCBI's taxonomy places the organism in Eukaryota, Metazoa, Arthropoda, Insecta, Coleoptera, Scarabaeidae. The record is from RefSeq and is a predicted model, not a curated record. Gene Ontology annotation, molecular function: glutathione transferase activity. Gene Ontology annotation, biological process: glutathione metabolic process.
UUUGGUUUUUAUUUAGAUUAUUCUUUGUUCGAUCCAAUUUCAUUUUGUCGUGUUCAAAAAAACAAGCAGAUAGAGCGAAGAAAAGUGUAAAGGGGGGGAAACAAAAAUGUUCCUAUAAAUAGAACUGGAUAUUAACCACUUCCAUUUAGUCGCAAACGAAGUCUGCCGUCGUUUGGAUCCAAUAAAACGAACAAAUUCAAAUAAAUUCAGAAAAUAAUUAAUAAAAAUGACUCCGAAAUUAACAUAUUUUAAUGGAAAGUGGUUGGCUGAGUUAACACGCCUUCUCUAUAGCUAUGGUAGCGUUGAGUUUGAAGAUGUUCGCGUGACAUACGGUGGAAGUGAAUGGGAUAGUUUAAAACCAACAACUCCGUUUGGUCAAUUACCAACGCUGGAGGAAAAUGGAAAGGUUGCUUGGCAAAGUGCUGCUAUUGCUAGAUAUGUUGCAAAAAAAGUUGGAUUAAUGGGAUCUAACGAUUGGGAAAAUUUGGAAAUUGAUGCCAUAGUCGAUACUUUAGCUGAUUUAAGAUUCAAAAUGUCCCAAUUUUUUUAUGAAAAAGAUGAAACAAAACAAGGAGCUUUAAAGAAAACUGCUAUCGAUGAAACGAUCCCUUAUUAUUUGGAGAAAUUGGAUAAAAUUGCCAAAGAAAAUAACGGUCAUAUGGUGGCUAAAAAAUUAACCUGGGCUGAUUUUGCUUUAACAGUACUUCUCGAUAACAUAGAAGUUAUUGGUGGAAAAACUCCAUAUGAAAAGUUUAAAAACUUAAUUGCUGUAAAGAAUAAUGUUGAAUCAAUUCCCAACAUUAAAAAAUGGCUUGAAACUAGACCUGUUACUGAAUUUUUUCAAAUCAGAUUAAAAAAAUCAUAUAAUCAUUUUGUUGUUUUGAAAAAAAUAAUCGUUUCAUUAAAUAGAAUGAUACCAAAAUUAACAUAUCUUAAUGGAAAGUGGUUGGCGGAGUUAAUACGUCUCCUCUUUAGCUUUGGUGAUGUCGAAUUUGAAGAUGUUCGUGUGGUAUAUGGUAGUACCGAAUGGGAAGAUUUAAAACGUAACACUCCGUUUGGUCAAUUACCAAUAUUAGAGGAAAAUGGAAAAGUUGUUUGUCAAAGUACAGCUAUCGCUAGGUAUGUAGCAAAAAAGGUUGGAUUAAUGGGAGCUAAUGAUUGGGAAAAUUUAGAAAUUGAUGCUGUUGUUGAUACCAUAAAUGAUUUGAGAUUUAAAAUGUCGCGGUAUGCUUAUGAGAAAGAUGAAAUUAAAAAGGAAUCAAUGAAGAAAAUAUCUAUGGAGGAAACACUUCCUUAUUAUCUAGAAAGAUUGGACAAAAUUGCCAAAGAAAAUAAUGGUUACAUGGUGGCUAAAAAGUUAACCUGGGCUGAUGUUGCUUUAAAAGCUAUUCUAGAAAAUAUUGAAGUUCUCGCUGGAAAAACUCCGUACGAAAAGUACGAAAAUUUAAUUGCCGUUAAAAAUAAUGUUGAUUCAAUUCCAAACAUAAAAAAAUGGAUUGAAACUAGACCUACCAGCGAUUUUUAA